AUGAAUGACCUUAUUAAUGAGGAGAAAAAUGUCGAAUGUCUCAAUUUGAAGGAUAUACGGUUGAAUGCAGAGAAAUAUAAUUGGCUCGAAAUUUUUGAGAAAGAGAAUUCUUAUGUUUUUUGUAAAGACAAUGUUAAAAUUAAUAUUAUAGAUUUGAAAGGACUAGUGACAAUAGAAGUAAAAUUAUUAAAUGGUAUAUCAUAUAAGAUGUGUAGGAGUAAUAUCAAGAUAGAUGAAAUAUCUAGUUUUUUUGGAUCUUCAAAUAAUUAUUCUUCAUAUAAUGAUAUAAUAAAUAAGACUAUUUUAUGUAACUACAAUUUGAGUGUUAAGGAAAAAAUUGACCUUUUUAAUAAAAACGAUAAAUCAUUUUUAAAACAAGAUAAAGAUAAAAAUAUUUCGAAAUGUGCAACCAAUAAUGUGAUAAGCUAUAAUAUUAUUAAUAAUAAUAAUAAUAAUAUAAUUAAAGGUAAAAAUAUAAAAUGUAAUCAUAUGACUAAUCAGAAUUUUCAUUUAAUGCAAAGGGAACCCUUUGGAAAGGUAGAAAAAAUAUAUACUAAAAGAAAAGAGCAAAAUAUAUUUAUAAAAACAGACAAAAAAGAAGACAUAUUAUUACUCCAUAAAAAUAAAUUGCUUGCUAAUAUAGCAAAUGAAGAUGUAAAUAAUAAAAUAUGUAUCGAUGAAAAUGUUGAAAGAAUGAUAUGUACAUCCAAAACAAUUCUAAGCUUAAAGGAAAAUAAUAAAAUUUCGAGAUCUCCAUACGAUAUAACAGAUAAAAAAUAUACAAGUAACAAGUUUGUAUAUAAUGAUAUGGGUGUUCAUAAUGUCGUUGAAAAAAAGAAAAGUAAUAGAAAAUUAAAAAAUUCUAAAAAAUUAAAUAAAUUAAAAAAAUUAAAAAGUACAUCAUACGAAUUAUUAUAUUUUUAUAAUAAAACAAAUAAGAUAUGUAAUAAUAUUAUAUUAAACAAAAUAUAUUACUUAUGUUUCUUUAACAAUUUCUUUUCUUAUCGUACAUUAUAUGAAUAUAAAUAUAUUUAUAUAUACAACAGUAAAGGGAAAAAGGAGUUAAAUAAAAGAACAGGGGAAAAAUUAUUUAAUCAUUCUUUUGAAAGAAUGUUUAUAAACAUGAGUAAAGACAAUACAUAUGAUAAAUGUAGACGAAGUAAGAAGAAUAUUCAUAAUGUUAUAUGUCCAUAUAAUAAUAUUUUUAAUGGUAUUAAUAAAAAAGAAGUGUACGAUAAUUAUGGUGAUAAUAUAUAUCCUUAUAAUUAUAGUACAAGGAACCCAUAUAGAAUAUACCAGAUAAAAAAGGACAAAUUCGUAACACAUAAUUUAUAUAUUAAAAAAAAAUAUUAUAACAACAACAAUAAUAAUAUUAAUAAGAAGAAGAAUACAUCAUGUAGAUCUUAUUUCACGAAAUAUAAUACGAAUAAAUAUAUAAAAAACUAUACAACAAACAAAUAUAACAUACAUAAUGAACCAGACAAAAAAUAUUCUAUAUACCAUAAGAACUAUAGAUGUAAUGGGAAUAACUUUUUAUAUAAAGAUUUGAACAUUUUCAAGGAAAAAUAUGUACACAAUGGUUCCGAUAAUAAUAUUAAUAUGUGUAAUUAUUUUAAAAUAUAUGAAAUGAAUAAUGCUGAGAACACUUAUAACCAUUUGGAUAUACAAACAUUUAAUGAUAUAAAAAGGGAAGAAUAUAAUAUAUAUCAACCAAUGUAUGGAAUAAUAAAUAAUACAUAUAAUAAUUAUCAUACUAAUAAAUGUAAUAAUAUGAAUAAUUAUAUACAUAAAAAUAUUAAUGAAUAUAAUUCAUAUGAUUUAAAUAACAAUAUAUAUAAUACAUUAACCAUUGAUGAUAACAAUUUGGGUAAUCAUAAUAUUUACGAAAUGUUUUGUAACAAUUCUUACGACAAAAGAUUAACAAGUGUAUCUUGUUAUAUGCAAAGAGUAUAUAAUAAGUCUUAUAUGAACAAAACAGCAAAUAUAUUAAACAAGAAAUAUAAUAAUCUUUUAUAUUCAAAUGAGGAAAUGUUUAAUAAAUCACAGAAUAAAAAAGAAAAAAUAAAAAGAAUUAUGUAUAUAGAGAAUGAUAUGAAGAAAUUAUAUGUUAAUAAAGGUGUAAAUAAUAAUUUUAAAUAUCAAUAUAUAUAUGAAGAAUUAGAUAGAUUUAAUCACAUAUCUCCUUCAAGUUAUAAAAAGAAGAACCAAUUACAAAAUGUGAAAAAUGAAAUAUAUAAAAAACUUUCUUAUUUAAAAAAUUUUCAACACGAUAUGAACAAAAAUAUACCGCGCUAUUAUUUUUUUAUAAAGCAUUUACUACAUGAUUAUUGUAAAAAAAAGUUGCACAUCUGGUUGAAGGUUAUGCUAGUUAAACAAAAAUGUGGAUAUUGUAACGAGCAUUUUGAAAAUAUAGAUAUCUUAGAAAACCAUUUAAAAUAUGUAAAAACACAUAAGGUUUUUUAUUGUUGUCAAAAACCUUUUCCUUCAUUAAAAUAUCUAUAUAUCCACCUUAAGAGAAAAAAUCAUUAUGGUUAUAUAUAUUAUUAUUAA
This is a messenger RNA of Plasmodium falciparum 3D7, 2550 nucleotides long. RefSeq lists its product as uncharacterized. NCBI's taxonomy places the organism in Eukaryota, Apicomplexa, Aconoidasida, Haemosporida, Plasmodiidae. The record is from RefSeq and is a predicted model, not a curated record.